Eutrema salsugineum is the source of this 2110-nucleotide messenger RNA. Its product is annotated as type I inositol polyphosphate 5-phosphatase 4. Bases 109 to 1782 code for a protein of 557 amino acids. The record is from RefSeq and is a predicted model, not a curated record. The transcript has 11 exons. Gene Ontology annotation, biological process: phosphatidylinositol dephosphorylation. NCBI's taxonomy places the organism in Eukaryota, Viridiplantae, Streptophyta, Magnoliopsida, Brassicales, Brassicaceae. Gene Ontology annotation, molecular function: inositol-polyphosphate 5-phosphatase activity; phosphatidylinositol-4,5-bisphosphate 5-phosphatase activity; phosphatidylinositol-3,4,5-trisphosphate 5-phosphatase activity.
UUAUUCAUUUCAUCUUGGGUCUUCUCUUUCGGGAUGCUUAUAUAUAGAUGUUGAGUUGAGCAACAGAUUAGAUUUUGAAUCAGAGAUCUAUCCAUCUCUGUAUGAACAAUGGGUGAUGGUAGCCUCAAGAAAAGCAAGCUUACAUGGCCCAAAACAUUGGUUAGGAAAUGGCUCAACAUCAAGAACAAAUCAGAAGACUUCCACGCAGACGACAGAGAUCUGUACAGAGGUGAAGGUGGAGACUGGAGGAACAAUGGCAUUGAAAGAGAAGAAGCAUGCUCUGUCAAGAAAAGCGGAACUGAGACUCAGAGCAAAAAGAAUGCCGGAAGAGCAAGACGAAACAAACACGAAUUCGAUUCACCACUUGUUAAACAAGUUGAUAAUCUUAGGAUAUUCACUGCUACAUGGAAUGUGGCCGGAAAAUCUCCGCCGAGUUAUCUGAAUCUGGAGGAUUGGCUCCACACUUCACCUCCUUCCGACAUUUACGUUCUUGGCUUCCAAGAGAUCGUUCCUUUGAAUGCCGGCAACGUAUUGGGUACAGAAGACAACGGUCCCGCAAGGAAAUGGGUGUCUCUCAUCAGAAGAACCUUGAACAGUCUCCCGGAGAACGGCGGCGGCGGCGGCGGCGGAAGCUGUCGAACUCCUUCGCCGGUUCCCCACCCGGUCGCCGAGUUGGACUCCGACUUCGAAGGCGCAAAUUCGUUUCAGUCACUGAGCAAGAGCCUGAGGAUGAAUGACCUGCCUUUGGGCUUGGACUUGGACUUGGACAUGGCAGAGCCGCAUCUUGACCGGAGGUUCAGCGUCUGUGACCGAUUCAUGUUGGGCCACAGAGCAGAGGAUUUCUACGACCAGAGCUUCGGGUAUUAUUGCUCCUCCGUAGAUUCUCCAUGUGAUGAUAAUUUGUCGAGGAGUGGAUCUUUUGUGAGAGACGAGAGAGUGAAGCAGCAGGGAAGGGACAAAUCAAAGUAUUGUUUGGUGGCGAGUAAGCAGAUGGUUGGGAUAUUCUUAACCGUUUGGGUGAAGAGUGAUCUGAGGGACACUGUCAAGAACCUCAAAGUGUCUUGUGUUGGAAGAGGCUUGAUGGGUUAUCUCGGAAACAAGGGCUCGAUUUCGAUGAGCAUGUCAGUACAUGAGACGAGCUUGUGCUUUGUUUGCAGCCACUUGACGUCUGGUCAGAAAGAAGGAGACGAGCUGCGAAGAAAUUCUGACGUUUUGGAGAUUCUUAGGAAAACCAGGUUCCCUAGAAUGAACAUUAACGCAUCCCACGACAGCUCUCCUCAGACGAUUUUAGAACACGAUCGGGUAAUCUGGCUUGGAGACUUAAACUAUCGUAUCGCUCUUUCUUACCGGUCUGCAAAGGCCCUUGUGGAGAUGAGAAAUUGGAGUGCCUUGCUUGAGAAAGACCAGCUACGGGUAGAACAACAUAAAGGUCGAGUCUUUCAAGGAUGGAAUGAAGGGACGAUCUAUUUCCCACCAACUUACAAGUACUCCAACAAUUCUGAUAUCUAUGCUGCCGAUGAUCGGCUUCCCAAGGCGAAAAGACGCACUCCAGCAUGGUGUGAUCGCAUACUCUGGUACGGGAGUGGUCUUACUCAGCUGUCAUAUGUUCGCGGGGAAUCAAGAUUCUCUGAUCACAGACCAGUCUACAGUUUGUUCUCGGUUGAGGUUGAAUCCGUAUCUAGAAACCAUGUCAGGAAAUUCUCUUCUUACUCCAGCUCUAGGAUCGAAGUUGAGGAACUUCUUCCUCAGCGGUAUGGAUAUUCUGAGCUCAACCCCUACUGAUUCAUCAUCAUUUUAUCCUAAAUCCGGUCUGAAAAAAAGUUUCCCGAAGGAGGAUUCAACGUUUCUUAACCCUGAAAAGAAGAAUGGGGUUGCUUAAGAAACUCUGCAUUUCUCUGUUUUCGGGGAAGACAAUAAAAAGAUUCGAGGGAAAGCAGAAGAGAGUAAUAAGGUAGCUUUAACUGAUCAAACAUAUUAUAUAUCUUUAGGAUUAUAGAGGAUUGACCAGUUUUUGUGCUUUUCAAACCAUUAGUUUCUCCAUAGAGCCAUCAAACUUAUGUGUAGAUAUAUGUGUAUCCUUGUAUAUCUAAUGGAUUCUUUGUAAUGAGUA